Messenger RNA from Acaromyces ingoldii, 980 nucleotides. RefSeq lists its product as hypothetical. NCBI's taxonomy places the organism in Eukaryota, Fungi, Basidiomycota, Exobasidiomycetes, Exobasidiales, Cryptobasidiaceae. Gene Ontology annotation, cellular component: mitochondrion. The transcript has 3 exons. The coding region runs from base 315 to 836 and encodes 173 amino acids. The record is from RefSeq and is a predicted model, not a curated record.
CCCCCUGCUUGCUAAUGGAAGAAAUGUGCUGUCCGUUCAAGUCUAUCGCGCUUUCGGCCAGGAGUCGCUGAGAUGUUGAGAUCGCAACAAUGCGGCCGUCUUUUGUCAAAUGUAUCGGGCGAUGAAAGGUUUCGUAGGGUGCUAAUGACGGAGAUGGUGGUGUCUGCGCUCUGUCAUCUCACUUUCGCAGCCAGAGGCAACGCCGGGAAACAUGACGACCGACCGCGCGACUAGCCGAAGCCACGUGGCUCAAGCUCACUCCUCAAGUCAAUCUGACCAGAGAAGAUGCUCCUCUCAAUCUCUCUUCCUCAACAAUGGCCGGCUAUCUCGCGCGCACCGCUCGAGUUAGCACUUGCAGCCUGCGUGCCACCUACAGCUCAUCGGUGGUGCGCACCGCCAGUCUGUCAACGUCGGCCGUAGCUCGAGCCUCUUCGACCGAUGCGAAAGACCCUCAACUUGGCGACUACCCGGACCUCCCUCCCAUCAACCUACAGACGCGGCGCUACGACCCCCGAUGGUGGGACCCUCAAGAGAAGCGUAAUUUUGGCGAAACACUUCACGAGCAAGAUGACGUCCUCGGCGUCUGGGCACCCGAUGUCCACAAGACGCCAGCCUUCUCGGCCCUUUUGCAAAUCCUUACAGCUGCGGGCGGCUUCGGUGCCUUUGCCGCCGUAAUCUACCUCUCCUUCCCCGGCAGACCUGCAAACCCGAGAACGUACCCUCGUGAGGGUCUUGCGACUGAGCUAGGUAGCGAGCUUGUUGCUGCAGCAAAGGAAGGCGCAUUUGAUGGAGGCGAAGACGGAGAAGAAGACGAAGCAGAAGAGGACGACGAGUGAAGCAGAGUAAAUCAAUUACAUCACUUGUUGAGACAGUGUGAAAUUGCAUGCUGGAGACUGGAUGGUGCUACAGAAGUGUUCGAAAGAGGAGAGCCUUGUGUACAGUACAAAGAUUGUUGGAUUAUCGAUAUUCUUCUGCGCUGC